GCUUUUCCCCUCUUUUCACGAACCCUAAGACCCAAAAGAAAAUUUCAAUCCUUAUUUUCUCCCCCUCUCUCUCUCCGCUAGGGUUUCUCUGGUUCUCACUCUCUCUCUCGAGCCUUGUCACGGUUCCCUAUCUGAACUUGGUUGCUCUCUUCUGAGCUUUAAUGGACUUCGGCGGUGGUCGCAAGCGAGGCAGGCACGAAGCGGCGUCGUUUAACGGCAAUGGCGGCUUCAAGAAAUCCAAGCCAGAAAUGGAGUCCUUUUCAACUGGUAUAGGAAGCAAAUCGAAGCCAUGCACAAAGUUUUUCAGCACUUCUGGUUGCCCUUUUGGAGAGGGAUGUCACUUCUUGCAUUAUGUUCCUGGUGGCGUCAAAGCUGUAUCUCAGAUGACUGGUAGCAACCCAACUCAUCCACCUCCUCCCAGACAUUCAGCAGCCCCACCAUCAUUUCCAGAUGGUUCUUCUCCACCAGCUGUCAAGACACGGUUAUGCAACAAAUACAACACAGCUGAAGGUUGCAAGUUUGGAGAUAAAUGUCAUUUUGCUCACGGUGAAUAUGAGCUUGGGAGGCCCACUGCUCAAUCUUAUGAUGAUCCUCGUGGUGGGGGAGCAAUGCAUGGAAGGAUGGGAGGUCGGAAUGAGCCUCCCCCACCAAGUCAUGGAGGUGCAGGUAGAUUUGGGGCCAUUGCCAAUGCUAAGAUUAGUGUAGAUGCUUCCCUCGCCGGAGCCAUAAUUGGAAAAAAUGGUCUGAACUCAAAGCAGAUUUGUCGUGUGACUGGAGCAAAGCUUUCUAUAAGAGAGCAUGAGUCAGACCCGAAGCUGAGGAACAUUGAGCUUGAGGGUACUUUUGAUCAGAUUAAAGAUGCCAGUGCCAUGGUUCAAGAUAUUAUUGUGAACGUGAGCUCAGCUGCUGGACCUCACAUGAGAAAUCCUUCUAUGGGGGCUUCUCAAGGAAGUAGUAACUUCAAGACUAAGCUUUGCGAGAAUUUUACUAAAGGUCAAUGCACAUUUGGUGACAGGUGCCACUUUGCACAUGGGGCUGAAGAAUUGCGCAGGGGAGGGAUGUGAUUUCUUUCAGUACUUCUCAUCUUGUUCCCGUACCAAUUUCUUGUAGGAUACAGUUCUUACAGCAUUAUUUGUGUUCCUGGAUUUUUUUUUUUAAGAGUGCAGUUCUCCUUAGUUUUCCAGGGGUUAAUAUUGGGGAAAUUUAGUAGUUUGCCAUAUCUGCUCCUACUCUUCCCACUCGUCUUUCCGAAUCAUUCGGAGUUUUCUUGGUUGAACUAUGUAGUGUAACUACAGGUUGCCCUGCUGCCUGCAGCAUGUUCUGUGGAGAAUGCUGUUGUUGGCUGCCUUAGUUUUGUUUUGAUUAAAAUGAAGAAGAUAAAAGAUGUUUUGAUGGUUAGGGCUUUCA
This is a messenger RNA of Rosa rugosa (rugosa rose), 1407 nucleotides long. RefSeq names its product zinc finger CCCH domain-containing protein 14-like. Gene Ontology annotation, molecular function: metal ion binding; mRNA binding. The transcript has 3 exons. The record is from RefSeq and is a predicted model, not a curated record. Bases 162 to 1064 code for a protein of 300 amino acids. NCBI's taxonomy places the organism in Eukaryota, Viridiplantae, Streptophyta, Magnoliopsida, Rosales, Rosaceae.